Messenger RNA from Arachis stenosperma, 2494 nucleotides. Its product is annotated as ureidoglycolate hydrolase. The coding region runs from base 868 to 2343 and encodes 491 amino acids. Gene Ontology annotation, molecular function: hydrolase activity, acting on carbon-nitrogen (but not peptide) bonds, in linear amidines. The record is from RefSeq and is a predicted model, not a curated record. NCBI's taxonomy places the organism in Eukaryota, Viridiplantae, Streptophyta, Magnoliopsida, Fabales, Fabaceae. The transcript is spliced from 12 exons.
AUUCACGCACACACAAUGAAGAUUGAAGGCAACUAGUAAGGCUGAGGCAAAACCACCCUGAAGCCUGAACCCCGCCUUCUCUUCUCAGCACACAGCCGGUGACGGCACCACCCUUUCCCUCUCAGCCCUCUCUCUGUCUCUCACCAGCAUCAGAGUCACCUUGGCCCGCAGAGAAGCUCCUCUGUUCGACUGUUUCUCGGCGACAACUGACGACGAUCCUCAGCGAAGUGCGAUGGCGUUUCUCUACUGCCCCCGGUCGUCUUUUACUUCUCUGCCACCAUCAGUUAGCCACUAGAAGUCACCACCUCUGUUCUGUUAGCCUCGCCACCUCUGCUCUGCUCCCUUUUCCUGUCGUCUUCUUGUAUUCUCUGACCUCUGUUAUCUGAUUAGGGAUUUUGAUUAUUGGAACUUCUAUUGGGGGUGUUGAUUAUUGUUCUAAUUAGUAUUUUGAUUAUUAUUUUGAUUUCUGAUUACCAGUAAUGAUAGUUUCUUUUUUUCUGCAAAAAAUUAAUUAGUAAUGGUAUUUUGGUAUUUUGAUUCUUGUUCUGAUUACCAAUAAAUUGAAUAUUGCUGAAUCUGAAAAAAUUAAUUAGUUAUUUUUAGAAAUUAAAAUUUAAUUAAAAAUUAUAAAACAUUAGAAAAGAUAUUUAUUUUUUAUUAAUAAAAAUUUAAUAUUUAUUGAUUGUUUAUUUUAUAUUUUUAUUUAAGUGAGACGAAUUAAUUGAUUCAACUAGUAAUUUAACGAUUAAAUCAAUGAAUUAAUGACUCGAUAAUCUGACGGAUUAACGUGCAAAUGCCCUCUAUCUCAUUCUCAGAGCGGUGAGUUGAUGACUGUGAUACUGAUCAAUUCGGAGUGGUUGAUCAUUGAUGAUUGAUAAUACCAUAAUACUACCUCGGAGGACAAUCAUGGCAGCCCUUCAACUGAGUCGCUCUAAUGAUGUCACUGUUGUCUUGCUGCUACUUCUGUGCACCAUCAUCACACCCUUCUCUUCCAUUUCAGCUCAACAGCAUGUGAAAGACCCUUCAAUCACAUCAACCAUGGAGCAAUUCUCCGGUUAUGCAAUCCAUGAGCCUCACUCUUCCCUCUCUUCACUCUUAGUUGAUGCUCAGGGUCUCCAGAACCAGAUUGAUGAGCUCUCAGCAUUUUCUGAUUCACCUGCUCCAUCAGUAACAAGGGUCUUGUAUACUGACAAGGAUGUCUUGGCCCGCAGGUAUGUAAAGAACUUGAUGGGACUUGCUGGUCUAUCUGUCAGAGAGGACACUGUCGGUAACAUUUUUGGUCGAUGGGAUGGUAAUGAACCAGAGCUUGCUGCAGUUGCAACAGGUUCACACAUUGAUGCUAUACCUUACUCUGGAAAAUAUGAUGGAGUUGUUGGUGUUUUAGGUGCUAUUGAAGCCAUCAAUGUGCUUAAAAGGUCUGGCUUUAAACCUAAGAGACCACUGGAAAUCAUAUUGUUCACAUCGGAAGAACCAACGCGCUUUGGAAUAGGUUGCUUGGGAAGCCGCUUGUUAUCUGGAAGUGAGAGUCUUGCCAAUGCUCUAAGUAAAGCAACUGAUAGUCAAAACAUAUCCUUCUUAGAUGCUGCAAGAUCAGCUGGUUAUGCGAAAGAUGUUGAUGACUUAUCCAGUGUAUUUCUAAAGAAAGGGACAUAUUCUGCUUUUGUAGAAUUACACAUAGAACAAGGGCCUAUUCUAGAAGCGGAAGGUAUCUCUAUAGGCAUAGUUACUGCAAUUGCAGCUCCAGCGAGUCUUAAGGUUGACUUUGAAGGCAAUGGCGGCCAUGCCGGUGCUGUCCUUAUGCCUAAUAGAAAUGAUGCUGGAUUGGCUGCUGCUGAAUUAGCCCUGGCUGUUGAGAAACAUGUGUUGGAAUCUGGGUCUAUUGAUACAGUUGGCACUGUUGGUAUCUUGGAACUGCACCCUGGAGCCAUCAACAGCAUCCCUAGCAAAGCACACAUCGAAAUUGACACGAGAGACAUUGAUGAGGAACGAAGAAACAAUGUGGUUGAGAAAAUUCACCAAUCAGCGAUUAGAAUAACUGAAACUCGUGGUGUCAAGCUUUCUGAGUUUAGUAUCAUCAAUCAGGAUCCACCAGCCCUUUCUUCUGAGGCAGUCAUCAAGGCCAUGGAAACUGCGACAAGAGAGCUAAACUUGACGAGCAAGUUGAUGAUUAGUAGAGCCUAUCAUGAUUCAUUGUUUAUGGCUAGGGUAUCCCCAAUGGGCAUGAUUUUCAUUCCAUGUUACAAAGGAUACAGCCAUAAGCCUGAAGAGUUUGCAAGCAUUCAAGAUAUGUCAAAUGGAGUAAAAGUAUUAGCACUCACACUUGCUAAAUUGUCCCUUGAGUAAUAUCUUCUGUAGUGAUAUUUAGUAUGUACUCACCAUUGUAGAGCAAGGAUAUGUAAUUUAAUAAUACUGAUUAAAUAAUGUUAAAUUUAGAUGUACCCCAUUACAGUGGUUGAAAAUCCAUCUAAUAUGACCAGUGAGCAUUAAAGAAACA